Canis lupus familiaris (dog) is the source of this 4332-nucleotide messenger RNA. It is a transcript of the gene TSPAN18, whose product is annotated as tetraspanin 18. Gene Ontology annotation, cellular component: membrane. The record is from RefSeq and is a predicted model, not a curated record. NCBI's taxonomy places the organism in Eukaryota, Metazoa, Chordata, Mammalia, Carnivora, Canidae.
GACACGCCGCCGCCGCCGCCGCCGGGAAGGCAGCGGGCGCCGAGCAAGUUGCGAGCGCGCCUCUCCGCCCGGCAAAGUUUCCCCCGCGGCCGCCGGCGGGACUCGGCGCGGGGUCGGGCGGCUGCUGCGGCUGCUGGAAGAGUUUUUCCUGAAGCCAUCAGAAAGAGACCUCAAGAGAAUCCUGCCCCUCCUGGAAGGAAGACACCAGUUGGAAGAGGUGGGCAUCUCCUGGACAGCCCGAGCUUGCAGCGGCCGGGACUUCUGACACUGUCAUCAGAGCGACUUGACACCUUUGAUUUUGGCGUCUAGAAACAGGCCCGAUCCUUUUCCAGACCUCCCAACGCUGGCCACCUGGGACAAGCUGGGCCAAUAGAAGAAUAUACAAGACCCCCUCUGACCAGGAGACUCUGUCCUGCUGACGCCUGAAGAGCUGCCCAGGUAGAACACCAUGGAAGGCGACUGUCUGAGCUGCAUGAAGUAUCUGAUGUUUGUCUUCAAUUUCUUCAUAUUUCUGGGUGGGGCCUGCCUGCUGGGCAUCGGCGUCUGGGUCAUGGUGGACCCCACCGGCUUCCGGGAGAUCGUGGCCGCCAACCCCCUGCUUAUCACGGGCGCCUACAUCCUCCUGGCCAUGGGGGGCCUGCUCUUUCUGCUCGGCUUCCUGGGCUGCUGCGGGGCCGUCCGUGAGAACAAGUGUCUGCUGCUGUUUUUUUUUCUGUUCAUCCUCAUCAUCUUCUUGGCGGAGCUCUCGGCGGCCAUCCUGGCCUUCAUCUUCAGGGAAAAUCUCACUCGCGAGUCCUUCACCAAGGAACUCACCAAGCACUACCAGGGCAACAAUGACACAGACGUCUUCUCCGCCACCUGGAACUCCGUCAUGAUCACAUUUGGCUGCUGUGGCGUCAACGGGCCCGAAGACUUCAGGUUUGCGUCCGUGUUCCGACUGCUGACUACAGGCAGCGACGAGGUGCCAGAGGCCUGCUGCAGGAGAGAGCCUCAGACUCGGGAUGGGGUCCUGCUGAGCCGGGAGGAGUGCCUCCUGGGAAGGGACCUGUUCGUGAACAAGCAGGGCUGUUACACAGUGAUCCUCAACACGUUCGAAACCUACGUCUACCUGGCUGGAGCCCUCGCCAUAGGGGUACUGGCCAUCGAGCUCUUCGCCAUGAUCUUCGCCAUGUGUCUCUUCCGGGGCAUUCAGUAGAGGCAGGGCCUGCAGCCUGACGCCUCACCCGCCGCCCCUGCCCAGCACCCAGCGCCCCCCCCCCCGCCCCCGUGCCCCUGCCCUCAGCCCCAGGGGAGGACGUGAGCUCUCGACGAGUGGCCAGGAGGCGGGGCGGAGGCAAAUAGCUAUUUUUUUAACAAAACGAAAUGAAGAAGAAAAUACAGACUGAUGUACCCCACCUGGACUCCCGGUGGGUGCCGCGGGCGCCCUGCAGAGGCCCUGGCGCCCGCACCCAGGGAGCAACAGAGACCCAAGGAUCCCCAGGGCCAGGCUCCCUCCUCGAUCCCGCCAGCCCCGGCAGCCCCGGGCCUGGGCCCUCUCCUCAGCUCCGGGGGCCAAGAAAGUGCGGAUUUAGCCAAGAAGGAGACAAAAGCAGCUCUCAGAGGUCCACGGAGCCCGGGGGCCCCCAGGACACUCUGUCACCACGUCCUUAGGAACUUGGAACCUGUGCUAACCCCUGGUCCUCUGAGGAUAGAGUUGCCCCUGCCUCGGGCGGGGCCCAAGGGUGGGCUGCUCGGACACUAGACCUAAGAAUGGCCCAGCUGGCGGGGUCCUUGCUUCCCUCCUCUGUUGGAUCAAAUAAUCUGGAAAGCCCAGAGAGGGGCAGUUUCUCAUUCACAGUCACACAGCACAUGCAUGACAAUUCUGAGCAAGAACCCGGUCGUCCCUCGGCUGCCUGUCACCCCUCGCAGGGCCCUGUAGGUCCCAGCACAUCUGCUGCUCACACCGCUCCCUGGCCUCGGCAUCCUGGUUUCCCAAGGAGGGAGAGAGAGCAAGCUGGUCAAGAACUCCCCAGCUCCACAGCUAAGAAAAUUCUGGACUGGCCCCCCCUGCUUCCCUCCCACUUCCCCAUACACACACACACUUUCUAAGCUCCCCAGGGAUACACACACACACACACACACACGCACAUACACUACAGUCCCUUUUCCACACACCACCCACCUCUUCCCACAAGCUUGACCCCUUUCUUGUUUUCCAUCAACUCUGUGGCUCCCGGGGCUGGAACAAACUCCCAAGACCAUCUGGUUCUCCUCUCCCCACCCAGAACUGAGGCUUGGAUGUCUUCCACAAGAUCUCUGCCAAGACUUUGCCACCCUCUUCUUGCAUACCUCCAAGGAUGGGGAGCUUACUACCUCCCGAGACAGACUUCAGUCUUUGGACUGCUUUGACUUUUUAGCAUCAGCUCAGUGCACAUGAGAGUCCUCUGUUUCCGUGGCAUCCCACUUGCUCUCUCUCCUUCCCAAAGGGUUGAGACCACACGUUGCCUCCCCCAAGCCCCAUUUUCUCCAGGCUCAAGAGCUCCAAGACAUCUCAUUUCUGCUGCGACAUGGUUUCUAGUCCCUUCGCUGUCCAUUGCACGCUUCUGAGUGUUUCUUCCCAGCUCAGGCAGGGAGAGGUUGUCCCCUAGACUCACGACCCACAAUCAGUCCCUCACACACAGGCCUUACAUUCUACAUCAGUGUUGCAAGAUGCCUCGACUCCAGUGAAUGAGGAAUGAUUGCCGGGGGGGGGGGGGCUGUUCACAGAAUCUGGGGUUUGGCCUGGGGCCUGGGGCCGGAUGGACGGCGAAAUCCCCAUUGGUGGUGUCUGCCAGACAAUUCAGGCUCGAUUAGUGAUGUCUGCCAGAGGCACGGCAGUGGGAGGAGCAGCAUGAGCCCAUUCUGAAUCCUAGGCCCUGUGUCAGCUUCCAGCCUCCCUCCAGCCUGCCGGCCACUGGGAGACCCCGAGCUGUGGCCUGUGGCCCUGUGCUUCCCUGCUCGGCCACCCGCCCCUGUAGAGAUGCAGCCCUGAGCUCUGUGCCUGCUGUAAAGAUUGGAUUUGACCCAUGCCAUCCUUCUGCUGCCCCCCACCCCACCCCAGUCCCAGAUCCCCUUCUGGCCACCAAGCUGGGGCUUUCCAUAUUGUCCCUGGAACAGCCUGUCUGCCCUGGCAACUCCAUACAAGCCGCCACGAGCUCCUUGGCGACGGGGCAUCCCCAGGACCUAGUGUGCCCUGCAGCUGGUCUCCCAGCCCAGCCUGAGCAGGACCUCCGGCUUGCUCCUCCAGACCCACCCGCCCGCCCACAUGCUUAGCUCCAGCUUUCCGGCAGAGGCAUGUGGCUGGUCUGAGGUUGACAAAAUAAACAAAAACAGCUGGCCUAGCGGGACUCAGGGUCUGACUGGGCAGCUGUGUGGCUCCCGUCCAGGGGCAUCCCAGGCUUUGGGGGCCCAUUGGGUCCCCUACCAGCCAGGAGAACCUGGAGCCUUCAAGGUAAGAAGGGCCUAAUAUCUGGCAUCCUGUGUGUCCCCACCCCCCACCCACCUGCUGGGCCCUGUAAGAAUCAGUGGGAGGGAGGGCAGGUCCCAGAGGAACAUCUGGCUGAGGCAGGCUCAAGGGUGGGUGUGAGCCUCAUCCCCAAGGGCUUUCCAGAAGGUGCCACGGAGCCCCGAAUCCACCUCUAGCACUGACCCAGGCUGGUAGCUGCCUGCAGCAAUUCUGACGCAUGAAAAAUAAAGCCCAGGCCCAGUGGGGCUCAACCCUCUCCCAGGCACUGAGAUCUAACUGGGCUGGUUCAGAUACAGCCCCUGCGAGGGGCUGGGGGCAGUCGCUCGGCUGCUGGGCCAGGGGGCUGCGGGAGUAGGGACACCUCUUUGCGGGGACUUCUCCCAGCCUGCUCACGGGGCAGGGGCCAGGGCUGACCCCACACUGCUGGUCACACACCCACACCCUGGGCUGAAAGCCAGCUUCCUGCUCCAGAGCUACUGCCUUGUGGUUAGAAGCAGCCACCUGAGCGGUCCAGAGGCUCCCUCGUCUCUCUGGCCUUUCCAUGCCCGAGGGGACCCCAAACCAGCCAAGGCCCUGGCAGCCCCACCCCAUCUCCCCGAAGCCCCUCCUUCCCUUCCCCCAUGGAUCCUAUGUCAAAAGUCUAUUUUGAAAACUGUAAAUGUUCCUUGCGGUAGAUAGCAGAGCUAAUUUAUCAUGUUUAUUUCCCGUGACCCCCCCCCCUUUUUAUAUUCUAUAUCAAGAGGAGUUUUUGUAAUAUAAAACAGGACACCCACACUGAUGGUUUUGCACUGGUUUUUGUGACUGUUUCUUACAAAAAGAAGGAACAAAGAAUAAAUAGUGACUGUGAA